CAUCCCUCGAGUCUUUUCGCUUCUCUUGUUUUUAUUCUCACUUUAUUCCAUACACACCUGUAGCUCUUCCACCCUGUUCUCGAACGGAGGAAGUGAAGUACUGAUCGCAACCAAGCACAAUGAAGUCUAACACAACAGCAGGUGAGGAGGAGUGCCUUGGAUGGGCUGCCACAGAUCCAUCUGGCCUUCUCUCUCCUUACAAUUUCGCUCGCAGGGCAGUGGGGAGUGAGGAUGUUUCCAUAAGAAUCACGCACUGUGGAAUAUGUUAUGCGGAUGUAGUCUGGACUAGAAACAAAAUAGGUGAUUCCAAGUAUCCUCUAGUACCUGGACAUGAGAUUGUGGGGAUCGUGAAAGCAGUUGGGUGUGGUGUCCAUGCCUUCAAAGUUGGGGACCAUGUUGGAGUCGGAACCUAUGUCAAUUCCUGUAGACAUUGCGAGUAUUGCAGCGAAGGCCUUGAAAAUCACUGCGAAAACGGAGCUGUUCGCACUUUCAAUCAUCUUGAUUUUGAUGGUACUAUCACUAAAGGAGGCUAUUCCUCUUCUAUUGUUGUUCAUCAAAGAUACUGCUUUAGAAUACCUGAUGGCUACCCACUGGCCUCAGCGGCGCCUCUUCUUUGCGCUGGGAUUACUGUUUAUGCUCCCAUGAUGCGUCAUAACAUGAACCAGCCUGGUAAGUCUCUCGGUGUCAUUGGACUUGGUGGCCUUGGUCACAUGGCUGUCAAAUUUGGCAAGGCAUUUGGGUUGAAUGUUACAGUUUUCAGUACAAGCAUUUCCAAGAGAGAGGAAGCUCUCAUGCUGCUUGGUGCCGACAAAUUUGUAAUCUCGUCUGACGAGGAACAAAUGAAGGCCCUUGCUAAGUCAUAUGACUUUAUUAUUGACACCGCAUCCGGAGACCAUCCUUUUGACCCAUACAUGUCGCUGUUAAAGACUGCCGGUGUUCUUGUUUUGGUGGGCGUCCCAAGUGAAAUUAAACUGCAUCCUGCAAACCUCAUUUUGGGUAUGAGAACGAUUUCUGGCAGUACCGUAGGAGGUACCAAUGAGACACAAGAAAUGUUAGAGUUCUGUGCCACUCGUGGAAUAUACCCUAACAUAGAAGUGGUUCCAAUUCAGUAUGCAAAUGAAGCACUGGAGAGGCUAGUACGCAAGGAUGUGAAGUACCGUUUUGUGAUUGAUAUCGAGAACUCGCUCAAAUGAACCUUUGAAGGGCAAGAACUCUUUGGCUUCCCUGGGCAAUACAACACAACAGUUUGACAUAGCAGAGGAGGAUUGUAUUUCUCUGGAAGUGUUUGGGAUCAAUACUGUGUUUUGUGCAAGAAAUCAAAGGAUUAACUAGAAAUAUGCGAAUGAUUGUAUCUGCAUUUAGGUUACCGAGGAAGGGUUACAUAAUUUGGACCUAAAAUAAGACAUUAACUCUGAAGCUUCAAGUAUUCAAUUCAAUUAUUCAUCAUUACCGAAAGAAGAUGAAAAGAAUUCAAUAAUAUAUGUUAUGUUGAAAUGCGCUUCUAU
This is a messenger RNA of Morus notabilis, 1505 nucleotides long. Its product is annotated as probable cinnamyl alcohol dehydrogenase 1. The coding region runs from base 120 to 1193 and encodes 357 amino acids. The transcript is spliced from 7 exons. Lineage: Eukaryota; Viridiplantae; Streptophyta; Magnoliopsida; Rosales; Moraceae. Gene Ontology annotation, molecular function: oxidoreductase activity, acting on the CH-OH group of donors, NAD or NADP as acceptor; zinc ion binding. The record is from RefSeq and is a predicted model, not a curated record.